UUAAGUUAGCGACAGCUCGGGUCACGUCUCAGACACCGAGAGUUAGUCCGAGCUUCUGGAGACGCACUCGGCUUCAUAUGAGCAGCGCGUAAGGGUUCUCCAGUCAGACGCACGUUCCCUUCGCGUGACACAGACUCGUGACGUGGGCUGACCUGCUGUAAAGAGAAGAGGAAGUUUGUUUCCGUAAAAGCGAAGGCGUGGAGCGGGCAGGGGAAGUGACCGGCUUUCCCUCCCCGUGCUGUCCCCGCAGGAUGUCGUUGUCUGCGAUCCAGAGUCUCAGAGCCGCAGCGGUGCUGGAGGACUGCGCGCAGCAGCUGGACAUCCUGGGACAUUCCCUGUCGGUGCAGAUGCGCAGGGAGAGGGGCCCCGCACCUGGCCAGGGCCCCUCACUGGGUGCUACCCCCCAGCUAUCAGCAAACAGCCUGCUGCUAUCAUCUGUCUGCCUUGGCAGUUAUAAUACGGAGAAGGUCAGGCUGUUGAAGCUGAAAACCGAUUGUCUGUUCAUCACCCAGAAUAUAUCUGAGCUAUGCUUUGAGCUGGAGGAGAAGGGGAGGUUUAGCUCAUUUCCAGAGGCUGUGGAGGAAGAGAAGAGGCAGCGGGAGGACGGGGCGAAAAGAGAGGAAGAAAUUACGCUGAAACAGAGAAGACAGGCUGUGGAUAAACAAGAAUUGGACAUCUUGGCCAAGCGGGAUGAACUGAAUAACAUUAAUGUUCGGCUGAAUGAACUGAAGCAACAACUAUCACAAGCAAAGAAUAAGAAGCCAAAUAAUGUGACCAUGUCCCAACAAAUGCUGACCGAGACCUGGCAGAGGGCUCAUCUGAAGGAUAAGCUGGAGUUUCUGCAGAAACAGCUGGUAGAAGAGAUGAUGUCUCACGAGGAAUCGGAGAAAUUCCUCCAAAAUCAACAGACGGAGCUGCGGGUGAUGCUGCGCAACUGGAAGCAGCAAACUAAGGAGAUGCAGCAGGACAAGCAGAAGAAGCUUGAUAACCUGGGCUGCAAAAGAACUCUGAACACGGACAGACUGAUGGAGAUGAGGAGGAAGUUCAGGGUGAUGGAGCAGGUGAUUAUGGAAGACAAGGAGGAGCAAGAGAAGCUACGUGAGCUGGAGGAAAAGGCUAGAAUUGCCACCAAGCUUCAGGCCUGGUGGAGAGGCUGCAUGGUCCGCCGCGGCCUCGGCGCUUUCAAGAAAGCAGGAGAGGGCAAGAAAGGCAAGACGAAGAAAGGAAAGAAGAAGAAGAAAUGAGAUUUCUGCGGUGACAGUCACUUAUAUGGAGAUUGAGCAAAACUGGACACAAAUAUCUAAACUGUAGGCAUGUGUUUAUUUAUUUUUU
Fundulus heteroclitus (mummichog) is the source of this 1332-nucleotide messenger RNA. RefSeq names its product IQ motif containing G (gene drc9). Gene Ontology annotation, biological process: cilium organization. The coding region runs from base 252 to 1244 and encodes 330 amino acids. Gene Ontology annotation, molecular function: protein binding. The record is from RefSeq and is a predicted model, not a curated record. Lineage: Eukaryota; Metazoa; Chordata; Actinopteri; Cyprinodontiformes; Fundulidae. The transcript is spliced from 9 exons. Gene Ontology annotation, cellular component: cytoplasm; motile cilium.